Molecule: messenger RNA, 600 nt
Organism: Brettanomyces nanus
Lineage: Eukaryota; Fungi; Ascomycota; Pichiomycetes; Pichiales; Pichiaceae
Gene: MET14
Product: Adenylyl-sulfate kinase
Exons: 1
Coding region: 1-600 (199 amino acids)
Biological process (GO): sulfate assimilation
Molecular function (GO): ATP binding; adenylylsulfate kinase activity
Source: RefSeq, a predicted model, not a curated record
AUGGCUACUAACAUCACUUGGCACGGUAACGUUACUCAUGAAGAAAGAGUGCAAAUCACGCAGAAAAAAGGUGCUACGAUUUGGCUCACAGGAUUGAGUGCCUCUGGAAAAAGUACUGUGGCCUGUGCUUUGGAAACUUAUUUACUUAAACUGGGAUUUCCUGCUUACAGGCUCGACGGAGAUAAUGUGAGAUUUGGCUUGAACAAAGACUUGGGAUUCUCUGAGAAGGACAGAAACGAGAACAUUCGAAGAAUCUCAGAGGUGGCCAAAUUGUUUGCUGACGGUUGUAUUAUCGCUCUGACCUCGUUCAUUUCUCCCUAUAAGAAAGACCGUGAUGCUGCAAGAAAGCUACAUCAAGACGCCGAGCUUCCAUUCGUCGAAGUGUUUGUGGAUGUGCCGAUUGAAGUGGCCGAGAAAAGAGAUCCGAAAGGAUUGUACAAAAAGGCACGUCAGGGUAUAAUCAAGAACUUUACGGGAAUAGACGAUCCUUAUGAAUCUCCCGAGCAUCCUGAAAUUCACUUGCAUACAGACAAACAGUCUGUAGAGGAAUGUGUUGAAACCAUUCUUGAUUACUUGAAGAAUCGAAAGAUCAUUGGUUGA